Knipowitschia caucasica is the source of this 330-nucleotide messenger RNA. The record is from the annotation of a GenBank genome assembly. NCBI's taxonomy places the organism in Eukaryota, Metazoa, Chordata, Actinopteri, Gobiiformes, Gobiidae.
AUGAUUCUCCGCACCCAGCCUCAGAUCGAUUUCCAGACGAGGGGAGAACAUGGCCUCGUGCGGCGUCCAGUGUUUGUGCUCCACGGUUCUGACACUGAUCAAAUGGCUGUAUUGAAGUCUUUAAUGAUGUUGGAGGUUCCCCCGCUGUCAGCUCAUCUGAUCAGCCCACUUGUACAUGUCGAGCUGUGCUGCUUCCCCGGUAUUUACCCAUCCCUCCGACUCACCCCAGAAGACCAUGGGGGGGGUCUCUAUUCCGUCUGCAAUCCCCGCCGCGAGGCCUCUGCGCUGGGAGAGCAGUCAUCCAUCAGGCCGGGGUGUGUGGAUGUUUAA